GACACUUACACGCGCACAUAGCUGAGCUGCGGUUACUUUAAGUCCGUCCUCGUCUCGAGCUGCCGCUUCCAGACCUCCACAGCCUCGCCACCAGACACAAGAUGCCGAAAUCAAAGGAAAUCCUGUCGUCCACGUCGGCCAGCGACUCAGACAGCGAGGUAGAGACCAAGGCGAAGCGGAAGAAGCCGAGCGCUCCGGAGAAAGCGGCCAAGAAGCCGAAGGGCGGAGAGCCGUCGAGAGCGGGCGGCUCGGCCAAGAGCGGCGGCGGCGGCGGCGGUGGCGGCGUAGAGGACGGCAUGUUCCAGAUCGGGAAGAUGCGGUACGUGAGUGUCAGGGACUUCAAGGGCAAAACGCUGGUGGACAUCAGGGAGUACUGGAUGAACCCGGACGGAGAGAUGAAGCCCGGGAAGAAAGGGAUCUCGCUGAACGCCGAGCAGUGGAGCCAGCUCAAGGAGCAGAUCAGUGACAUCGACGAGGCGGUGAAGAAGCUGUAGGCGGGCUCCUCCUGCCUUUCUUUUUGUUAAACGACUUCUUGACUCCUUUAGUUUUUUAUAGUCGACUAGAUGAACUUUGUGUUGUAUUGGACCAAAUAUUUCCUGCAUGUGUUUGGUAGUUUGUGUUGUUGAUGACCCGCAGAAGCGGCGUUUCCUACCUGUUGGGCUGAUAGGCCCUGUGUGCGUGCGUGCGUGUAUGUG
Molecule: messenger RNA, 695 nt
Organism: Gadus chalcogrammus (walleye pollock)
Lineage: Eukaryota; Metazoa; Chordata; Actinopteri; Gadiformes; Gadidae
Gene: sub1b
Product: SUB1 regulator of transcription b
Exons: 5
Coding region: 102-494 (130 amino acids)
Biological process (GO): positive regulation of transcription initiation by RNA polymerase II
Cellular component (GO): nucleus; transcription regulator complex
Molecular function (GO): DNA binding; transcription coactivator activity
Source: RefSeq, a predicted model, not a curated record